AUGAACAAUCAGUUAUCGGUCCACUUAAUAAUUGAUCAUGAAUAUUUUUAUCAUAAUUCCUGUUCUAUCUAUCUAUCUAUCUAUCUAUCUAUCUAUCUAUCUAUCUAUCUAUCUAUCUAUCUAUCUAUCUAUCUAUUCUCAGUUUGUUUCUAUCUAUCUAUCUAUCUAUCUAUCUAUCUAUUCUCAGUUUGUUUCUAUCUAUCUAUCUAUCUAUCUAUCUCUCAGUUUGUUUCUAUCUAUCUAUCUAUCUAUCUAUCUAUUCUCUGUUUCAGUUUGUUUCUAUCUAUCUAUCUAUUCUAUUUGUUUCAUUCAUCUAUUCUCAGUUUGUUUCUAUCUAUCUAUCUAUCUAUCUAUUCUCAGUUUGUUUCAUCUAUCUAUCUAUCUAUCUAUCUAUCUAUCUAUCUAUUCUCAGUUUGUUUUUCUAUCUAUCUAUCUAUCUAUUCUCAGUUUGUUCUGUCUUCAUCUAUCUAUCUAUUCUCAGUUUGUUUCUAUCUAUCUAUCUAUCUAUCUAUUCUCAGUUUGUUUCUAUCUAUCUAUCUAUCUAUCUAUUCUCAGUUUGUUUCUAUCUAUCUAUCUAUCUAUUCUCAGUUUGUUUCUAUCUAUCUAUCUAUCUAUUCUCAGUUUGUUUCUAUCUAUCUAUCUAUCUAUUCUCAGUUAGUUUCAUCUAUCUAUCUAUCUAUUUGUUUCUAUCUAUCUAUCUAUCUAUUCUCAGUUUGUUUCUAUCUAUCUAUCUAUCUAUUCUCAGUUUGUUUCUAUCUAUCUAUCUAUCUAUUCUCAGUUUGUUUCUAUCUAUCUAUCUAUCUAUCUAUUCUCAGUUUGUUUCUAUCUAUCUAUCUAUCUAUUUAUCUAUCUAUCUAUCUAUUCUCAGUUUGUUUCUAUCUAUCUAUCUAUCUAUUUGUCUAUCUAUCUAUUCUCAGUUUGUUUCUAUCUUCUAUCUAUCUAUCUAUCCUCUGUCUAUCUAUUUAUCUCUAUCUAUCUAUUCUCAGUUUGUUUCUAUCUAUCUAUCUAUCUAUCUAUCUAUCUAUCUAUCUAUUUAUCUAUCUAUCUAUCUAUUCUCAGUUUGUUUCUAUCUAUCUAUCUAUCUAUCUAUUUAUCUAUCUAUCUCUCUAUUCUCAGUUUGUUUCUAUCUCUCUAUUCUCAGUUUGUUUCUAUCUCUCUAUUCUCAGUUUGUUUCUAUCUCUCUAUUCUCAGUUUGUUUCUAUCUAUCUAUUCUCAGUUUGUUUCUAUCUAUCUAUCUAUUCUCAGUUUGUUUCUAUCUAUCUAUCUAUUCUCAGUUUGUUUCUAUCUAUCUAUCUAUUCUCAGUUUGUUUCUAUCUAUCUAUUCUCAGUCUGUUUCUUCAUUUAUUUUCUCAGUUUGUUUCUAUCUAUCUAUCUAUCUAUUUUCAGUUUGUUUCUAUCUGUCUAUCUAUUCUCAGUUUGUUUCUCAUUUUCUCAGUUUGUUUCUAUCUAUCUAUUCUCAGUUUGUUUCUAUCUAUCUAUCUAUCUAUCUAUCUAUCUAUCUAUUCUCAGUUUGUUUCUAUCUCAUUCAUUUUAUCUAUCUAUCUAUUUUAUUUCUAUCUAUCUAUCUGUUCUAUCUAUCUAUCUAUUUAUCUAUCUAUCUAUUCUCAGUUUGUUUCUAUCUAUCUAUCUAUCUAUCUAUUUAUCUAUCUAUCUCUCUAUUCUCAGUUGUUUGUUUCUAUCUAUCUCUCUCAUUUGUUUCUUUAUCUCUAUUCUCAGUUUGUUUCUAUCUAUCUAUUCUCAGUUUGUUUCUAUCUAUCUCUAUUCUCAGUUUGUUUCUAUCUAUCUAUCUAUUCUCAGUUUGUUUCUAUCUAUCUAUUCUUGUUCUAUUUCUAUCUAUUCCUAGUUUGUUUCUAUCUAUCUAUUCUCAGUUUGUUUCUAUCUAUCUAUCUAUCUAUUUUCAGUUUGUUUCUAUCUAUCUAUCUAUUCUCAGUUUGUUUCUAUCUAUCUAUUCUCAGUUUGUUUCUAUCUAUCUAUCUAUCUAUCUAUCUAUCUAUCUAUCUAUCGUGA
Messenger RNA from Acanthosepion pharaonis, 2007 nucleotides. NCBI's taxonomy places the organism in Eukaryota, Metazoa, Mollusca, Cephalopoda, Sepiida, Sepiidae. The record is from the annotation of a GenBank genome assembly.